AUGUGCAGCAAGAAGAUGUUGGGCCAGACGACACAGCGGCUUCAUGACAAUCUGAUCUUCGACGAGAUCGUGACGCGUUUACCACCUAGCGACGUCGCCCGCUGUCGAGCCGUGUGCCGUGCGUGGCACACGGCCCUCACCUCGGACGACUUCGCCCGGGCCUACGGCGCCGCCAAGUCAGCCGCGGCGGCGCGCCAACCAGAGCUCCUCUUCUUCGCGCCGGCGGCCGACGCCAGCGCCAGCAUCAGCACCACCCUGUACACCUGCGCGCUCCGCAACGGGGAGGCGCCGCGCGCCGCCCGCGAGCUCCUCACCCUCGGCAACCUCAGCGCGGCGCACGUGAUAGUGUCCCCGAGGCCGUGCCACGGCCUGACGCUCGUCUCCGACGGCCCCGCGUCGCAGCACUACGUGUGCAACCUGUCGACCGGCGAGCACGUCGCGCUCCCGCCCUGCGAGCGCGCCGCAGCCGUGGAGUUUCGGGAUUCGAUGCGCAUCGGCGUGGCGGGCCGAUUCCUCCGGCCUCCGCCUUGGGUCCCCUUCGAGAUCGCGAGCACCGGGCUCGGCUUCGACCCGGCCACCGGGGAGCACAAGGUGGUGAGGCUCUUCAAGAGGCGGAUUGGGGAGACGGGCUGCGAGGUGUGCACCUGUGCCCCGGGGGGCGCGUGGCGGCCCUGCUCUGGGCGAGUGCCACCGCCGUCGGCCAGCUUUAUAGCCGGCCUGCCGCCGGUGUACCUCCGCGGUUCCCUCUACUUUCUGCUGGAGCUGAACAGCUUCACCGGCACGGAUCAGCCUGUCAUGUCCUUCUCCGUCGGCGCCGAGCGGUUCGGGUGGGUGCACAUGCCGCCGUUCCUGGCGGACCGCGUCGGGACGCUCACGGAACUGGAUGGCUCCCUGUGCGCCGUCGUCGACCUCCGCUUCGACCACGAGAGGUACUCGCUCUACACGUGGGGCGGCGACGGCGACACCUGGUCGAAGCGCUACCGGAUCGACCUGCAGAGCUUGCCCCAGGCGAUAAGCGACGAGUUCGUGGAGGAGGAUGAUGUCAUCCCGCUCUGCAGUUGCAGCAGCGCGGGGGGAAGCGAGAAACUCCUGCUCGCCACGGGCUUUCACAAGGUCUUCGCUUAUGACCCCAACCGCGUCGCCAUGGAGAGGGUGCUGUGCUUGCAGGAGUUCGUCGACGUCCCGGCGAGGCGCCAAGAGGCCGGCUUCCUUCUUCACUUUGGACUCUACCAGGACAGCAUCGCCAGCGUCCACCAAAGCGGCAACAGCAGCAGGCUGCAGGUAAAGCGAGGCACCAACACGGUUUGCAAGCGACAAGUUUCUCAUGUGUACCGCCAAGCCGGUUCACGUAAAAUGAGAGACUUCUUGAAACACUUCCGGAAGGAGAUAGCCGGACGACGCAUGAACAAGGGUUGA
This is a messenger RNA of Miscanthus lutarioriparius, 1416 nucleotides long. Lineage: Eukaryota; Viridiplantae; Streptophyta; Magnoliopsida; Poales; Poaceae. The record is from the annotation of a GenBank genome assembly.